AUGGGAAACGAUACCUCCAAACAGCCACAGAAAGGGCCUCCCAAGACGAACUUGGACCUUUCGAACCAGUUUCUGACUGAACUCCCCAUUUCGGUCAAAAACUACACGUCAUUAGUUCAGCUCAACCUGAACCACAACACACUGUCAAGUAUCAACGUUCUCUCUCAAAUCCAUCUCUUGACCAAUUUGGAUGUGAGCAAAAACGAGUUAGAGACAGUUGAUGAUGCCGUCAUUGUUAGUAACACGUCACUGCUCAUUUUAAAUUACGAAGGCAACAAACUGAAACACAUCACGCCACUGAUUAACUGUCUUCCCGUUUUUAAACUGAAUUUUUCCGAAAACGAGAUCGUCGAAAUUCCAGACACCAUUGGCGACUGUAUUGGUCUCACAUAUCUUUCCUUGGCCAAAAACCAGUUGGUCUCUUUACCCCCAACGAUGAGUCGCUUGAAGUCUCUCAAACAACUGAUAUUGUACGGAAACAAGCUGAAGAACUUGCCCCUUCUUGACAAGAGUGGGCUGACGCACUUGGAUGUUGCCGACAACGAGUUUGACGUCAUCCCCAAAAUAGUAUUCAAGUGUCCGUUGGUCAAACUGUAUUUGGACAGCAACAAUUUGUCCGAAGUCCCCAAUGACAUCUCUGAGUUGAUUGCACUGAAGGAGUUGACACUGUCAAGUAAUGUCUUGAGGAGUUUACCAAAAGGGAUGACGAUGUUACCGUCUCUGCAAGUACUUGAUGUGGAGAAGAAUGACUUGGGAGAGUUUUAUGAUACUAAGCCGAGUUUGCAAGAUAUCAUGGAACACAUCAGUGGGGGAGGAGAAGUCCAGACUGUGGCACUUUCUGACAAGAAGGUGCAAUCGAAGUACGACCGGAGAAAGGCGUCUGUAGAGAUUCAGAAGCAACUCCAACUUGAGACUAAGGCAAGAACCUUUGAACCUGCGCCACCAAGAAGACUGCUCAUUCGAGUGUUUGGUGAAGGCAAUGCGACGUGGGCUGCUUUUGUGCCGUUUGAAAGAGGCGAUGGGAAGAAAGUGACUGUCUCCAUAUAUAGAGGAGAUGCCUAUCUGUUUGACACAGGGAAGAGUCUGACAGUGUUUUACGGGAAGGAGUGCAAUAAAAGUCGACGACAGAAAUGUGACAAACUUGUUGCAGCAAUGAAGAAGGAGAUUGGCGUGAGUAAAGUCGACUUCAUCGACUGUAACGAGAAAAAGAUGCGGAAGAUGAAAACGGACGAUUUGCUGAAGCCUUUCAACCAAUUUUUCCAGACGAAUUACAUCAGAAAUAUUUAUAAAGCAAAAGACGUUAUUCAGAGAAUCACUGAUACAAUCAAAGUCUUUGUCAUUGCCAUCCAACGACAUGGGCCACAGAUCUUGUUGGUACCUGGGCGACCGAAUAAAACACAAUUGAAUAGUAACACGACGGUUGUGUUGGAUACUGGAGUGUUGGUAUAUGUCUGGUACGGCAAAGAUGCGACUCCAACGGAACGAACUAUUGCUGUGUUGAAAGCAGAAGAGAUACUUGAAUCGUCAAUGAGAAGGAAAGACAAACUUGAGUUUGUCAUUCAAGGCGCGGAGUUUGCACUGUUCAAUGAGUACUUUGUGGACAAUGAUGACGACGAACAAAGGAAAUUACUCGGGGAAGAGAAGAAAGACGACAACAAGAUGUACGAGGACAUGUUAAAAGAAAUGCUCGAUGACUUAGCAGAAGACACGCGAUUUGAUCCAGAAGAUCAGUUUGUGAGAGAAAUCACACCACGAUGUGCAUCUGCGACGCCACGAACGAGUGAGUAUGGUGAAAAGAAGUCGUCCUCGGACGCCGAACGAAGUGAUGUUGAAGACGAUAAUGAAGUCAUCAAAUCAGUGUCACCGUUUUUAAGAGAAGCAGACGCUGAAGCCGAAAAAAUAGACAAGAAGGAAAUGAUCGAAAUAGAGGUACCCGAAGUGUGCGAAGUCGAACCAAUUGAACUCAAAGAGCUCAAUGUUACAAUGUUAAAAGAAAUUGGUUCAAAGGCGAGAAUUGAGAAAGAAGAUGAAAAUGUCAGGAGUGAGAAAGUAAGAGAAGAUGUUGGUGGUGAUGUGAAAAAGAGUGGAAUUCGAAGAGAUGUUGAAGCUCCUCGGGAGUGUCAGACUGUGAUUGAAAUAGCCAAGUCGGCACAUCAAAGAAAGGAAAGUGCGACAAAGUUCAAGUUGGAUAAAAAGCGAGUGAAGUCAAUAAAGAUCAAAGAAGAUGUGCGGAGUGAGUACCAUCGAUUACCUCUUAAAAAGGUUGUCGACGCCGUCGAAGCCAAAAAAGAAGAAAUUGUUGAAGUUGAAGCGCCGAAUGCGUGUCAUAGUGAGUUCGUCAAAGAGACCAAAAAUGGAGUCAAAGAAAAUUUGGACUUAAGUCGGUUACAGGUUGAGAGACAGAAAACGCCAAAAGUGAAAGAAGAUGUGAAAGGUGCUGUUCGACAAAGUGGAAUUAUUUCAGUAGAAGUGAGUCAUUCGCGUUCAUUGACGCCAAGUGGGAGAGAAGAAAUUGAAAAGGAAUUCCAACAAAAUAAAGAGCACGAACGAUGGGAGAAAGACAAGGUGAACUUGGAAGGAAGAGUGGAGAGGCCGCCAAUACACAAGAAUGACAUUGAAAUAGUUGUUCCAAAGGUUGUCAAUAACAAACAAAAGCUUCAAGUCAUUGAGGAGAUCAUUAGUGAAGAAAUCAUUGAGGACGUCGCACCAAAAGAACAGAUGACAGUGGCAUGUAUUACUCCAGACAAGAACAAUGAUAAUAAAAAAGAAGAGAAGAACCAAGGUGGACAACACGUUGAUACAAAGGAGGACAAAAACGACUGGAAGCAGUUAGUCGACAACAAAGAAGUGAAAACGAUGAAUAUCAAAUUCCGCAAUGUGAAGCGACAAAAAGGGAAAGAUAGUACGGACGUGUUUAAAGCACAGAAAGUCGCAAUUGGGAACACCUCACAACUUGCCGAGAAAACAGCGAAAGCAGUGCACCAAGUUGUUGCGGAGGACUUGCUCUUUCAGCGCAAAAAAUUGGCGACUAUAGAGAAAGGCAACGCAAGAGAUUUGAAGCGACUCAUCCAUGUCAAAGGAAAGAAGAAACCCUUUGCGAGGUUAGUGGAGUGUUCUUGGAUGUCGUUGAACUCGGGCGACGCGUUUUUGUUUGACCCUGGAAAAGGAGCAAAGACCAUUUACGUGUGGCUAGGUAAGGACUCGAACACGAUGGAGAAGGGCAAAGCAGCCAAUUUAGCGAAAUUUAUUGCAUUAGAGCGGAAUGGUGCGAAGAUACAAACGGAAGAUGAAGGGAAAGAGUCCAACGAAUUUUGGUUUGAAUUUGGGAAGCCUACGGGGAACAUUCGCAGUAGUGAAGAGGGCGGCGACGACGUUUUGAUAGAACAAGCGCAAAUGAAGUACGUCACGUUAUACAAAUAUUGGUGGGACGGAUUGAAAGAGAAAGUUGAUAUUGAGAGAUGGAGUUACGACGGGAAGGACAUAUCGAAAACAUCGUUGGAGACAAACAGCUGUUACAUACUUGAUUGCUAUAGUGAGAUGUACAUGUGGGUUGGAGGAAGAUUAGCGAAAGACCGAAGACAACAAUACAUCCAAGACUGUCAAAAGAGAUAUUUAGAGCGAAGGAAGGAGGUCUGGAUUGCACCACUUUUCUUUGAGUUUCCAGGGUAUGAGCAAGUCAUGUUCAAAGAGCGCUUCUGCGACUUUUUGGAAGCGCCAAAGAAGCUGAAAAGCUGGGAAUUUGAUGACACGCCGAUAUCAAGAGGGAGUGCUGUGGACUAUACGAUGAUGUUGAGUAAAGAGAUUCCAGUGAGGAAGGAGGUCUACAUCGACAACGCAGACGGAAAGAAGAAGAUCUGGCGUAUUGAAGAGUUCAACCGAGUCGAUAUAACAGAGGAGGGAGAGUUUUUUGAGAGUGAGAGUUACAUAGUGCAAUACACAUACGUCAAAUGGAACACCGACUUCCACAUUUUGUAUUUCUGGCAAGGGAGAAAUUGUCCAACACUUGAUAAAGGAGCUUGUGCGCGUUUGACUGUUGAUUUACACAUGACACUCAAAGACGAAGGGAAGGAGUUUCGAGUGGCACAAAACACGGAGACGACCCACUUCUUGAGCAUAUUCUCGAAGUUUGUGGUCAGACUUGGGAAGGAUCCUGUUGCUAAGUUGGAGACUAAGGGUAAGCGGGUGUGGGAGACUGAUAUCUUGACAAACACAAAAGCGAGUAAAAAACUUGUGUUUGACAUUAGAAGGUGUGGAGUGAAUUUAGACAAAGUGAAAGCAGUUGAAAUUGAGUGGAAGAUGUGUGAGGACAGACUCACUUCCGAAGCCGUCUUUUUGAUCACGACAGAGACAAAGGCAUAUAUCUGGAAGGGCAAAUUAACAAACACUGCUGAAUUGACAUAUGCGAGAAAUUUGGUGAAAGAGUACGCUGAUGUGAAGCGCAAUGAAGUGAUUGAGUACGACGAAGGAAAGGAGAGCGCUGAGUUUUGGAAAGCGUUGGGCGGGAAGCGUUCCGUCGAGCCGCGAGUUUUGAUGUGGCGCAAUCGACUGUUUGAAAUGUCAUCUAAAACCGGAGUCUUUGGUGUUGAAGAAGUGACUGACUGGUAUCAAGACGACUUGGAGAAGAAAUCAGGAAUGUUGUUGGAUUGCUACGACGUGAGUUAUUUGUGGGUGGGCAAAAACAUUUCCGAAAUUGACAAGAAGUUUUCGAUGGAGACAGUGGGGGAGUAUAUUGCUCGAUCGAAAGAGGAAGAGCGUAACAAAAGAAAGUGUUAUAUAGUACAGGACGGAAAGGAGCCUUUUGUGUUUACGAAUUACUUCCACGGGUGGAGAAUAGCAGCAAAACAAGUGGUUUCAGUGAGGGAUAAUAUUAAGGACUGCCAUGACGAAUUGAUGAAAUUGUCUUCGAAGUACUCGUACGACGAUUUGUUGCACAAACGAUACCCUAAAGAACUUGAUAAAUCACGACUCGAAGAUUACUUGAGCGACGAAGAAUUCAUCAAAUUAUUCAAAAUGACAAGACCCGAGUUUGAAGCUCUGCCAGGAUGGAAGAAACAGAAGCAGAAAUACGAACUUAAGUUAUAUUGA
Messenger RNA from Entamoeba invadens IP1, 5085 nucleotides. RefSeq names its product villin, putative. Bases 1 to 5085 code for a protein of 1694 amino acids. The transcript has a single exon. Gene Ontology annotation, molecular function: actin filament binding; phosphatidylinositol-4,5-bisphosphate binding. The record is from RefSeq and is a predicted model, not a curated record. NCBI's taxonomy places the organism in Eukaryota, Evosea, Mastigamoebida, Endamoebidae. Gene Ontology annotation, biological process: cytoskeleton organization; actin filament severing; barbed-end actin filament capping.